Molecule: messenger RNA, 957 nt
Organism: Closterium sp. Naga37s-1
Lineage: Eukaryota; Viridiplantae; Streptophyta; Zygnematophyceae; Desmidiales; Closteriaceae
Source: the annotation of a GenBank genome assembly
AUGCAAUGUCUCCGCGUGAUUAUUAAAUUUCCUUCGUUUUCCUCUGCUCCCCUUCACUGUCAGAUCGCACGCAUGGACUCCCUCUUUGAGGCGCAUUUCUCCCCUCUCACCUACUCAGGUAAGCCCAUGGGUCGCUGCGGCAAGAGCCCUUUGAAGCCCAGCGCACUCGUCCAAACUCACCACAAUCCCCUCUGUGCUGCCCCCGUUCUUCCCCUUCCCUGUCAGAUCGCUCGCAUGGACUCCCUCUUUGAAGCCCACUUCUCCCCUCUCGCCGCCUCUGGCAAGCCCAUGGGUCGCUGCGGCAAGUGCGGGCGGUUCAUGCCCUUCGUGCCGCUGAAACCAACACGGCUCCUCUGCCCCACUUGUGAAGACAUCUUCAACCUGCCUCAGAAUGGCGCUAUCAAGCUCUACAAGGAGCUCACCUGCCCGCUCGACAACUAUGAGCUUGUUAUUUACUCUCUGCCGGGGCCCGAGGGCAAAACUUUUCCUCUCUGCCCAUACUGCUAUAACCAUCCUCCUUUUGAGGACCUGGGAAAACCAAUCACCCCUGCUGCCAGCACCACUUCCUCCUCCUCUAAACCUGCUGCCGAGUCUCCUUCCGAACCUACUUCCCAAGCCUCAUCCAGGACAGGCUCGUCAGUGUUCACUGGCAUGGCCUGCACGAGCUGCGGACACGUGUCGUGCCGCCAUUCGCUGGUGAGCAUGGGCGUGUGUCCCUGCCCGGAGUGUGAGGGGACUCUUGUCCUGGAUCCUGUAAGCACCCCUAAGUGGCGCUUAGAUUGCAACCGCUGCAGCUGCGUUGUUUUCAUAAAAGCCAAUGUGCACCGCAUGGCAGUGGUGCCCAUGUUUGCGUUUGGUGCUUCCGGCUCUUUGCUAAAAGCGCAGCAGCAGGGGAAGCAGGGGCAGGAGGGUGAGAAGGAGGGUGGUUGGUGCUCUGAAUGCGGUCUACCCGGAUAA